AUGCUGGCGCAGCCGCUGCCGGAGAAGCGGUCGCCAGGGACCGUGGGCCCCACUUUGCAGCUCUACCCUCUGUGGGUGGCCAAGCAAACGGCCAAGCAGGCCGGGUUCGCGGCGGCCUCCAAGCUCCGACUGAACAUCUCCUCGGUGCUGAAGACUGGGGACAGCUUGUUGGACAAUGAUGCCUGCUUCCAGAGGUACAUCAUGAACCCCUAUGGCAGCAAGAGGCUCGCGUGGGGCAUACUGGGCGUCAUUCUGAUCCUCUGGGACCUGGUGGUCAUCCCCUUGACGGUGUUCAAGCUGGGCCAAGUCAGCAACUUCCUGGACAUCAUGUCCAUCAUCACCUUCGCUUACUGGCUCUUGGACCUUCCAGGGACCUUCCUGGUGGGGGUGGACCUGGACGGCACCUUGGACAUGCGGCCCAGGUCCGUCGCCAUGCAGUACUUCAAGACCUGGUUCUUUCCGGAUCUGGUGAUUUUGUUGCUGGACGUCGUUCUCUUCAUUGUCACCGCGAUGGCCUCAGACAACACCCCGCAAGCGCUGCAGACAGCGUCACUGGUGCGUGCCCUGCGACUCUUCCGCAUCGUUCGCCUGGUGCGUUUGCACAAAGCGGCCGCCGUGGUGGAUGUCAUCCAGAUGCGCGUCCGCUCCGAGUAUGUGGUUCUGGUCGUCAAGAUGGUGCGGCAGUCUUUGCUGAUCAUUGGGGUGAAUCACUACAUCGCCUGCGCCUGGUUUUCCGUGAGUGACACGCUCGAGGGCCCCGACACCUGGGUCAACGUCUUUGGAGUGAAGAAUGUGGAUGCGUGGCAUCAGUACAUGGUGAGCUUCCACUGGUCCUUGACGCAAUUUGCCCCGGCCACCAACAACGUGGCGCCCCAGAACGCCAUCGAGCGCUUCUUCGCCAGCCUCAUUGUGAUCUAUGCCUUUGUGGCCUUCAGUUCCUUUGUGAGCGCCAUGACCAACGCCGCCAACGAGCUCAGGGCCUUCACGCUGAAGAGCGCACAGCAGGAGGCGCAGAUCAGAAACUUCCUGGGUGACAAGAAGGUCUCGUCAGACCUGUGGUGCCGCAUCCGGAAGUUCUGCAAGUCCAACAACUCCAUGACGCGACUGGUCACUGAGAAGGACAUCGCCCUCUUCAACGACAUCCCCGAGAGUCUCAGGAUUUUGCUGCACGAGGAGCUCUACCGCGAGGUGUUUCUCGACUCCCACUUCCUCUCGGGCAUCCAGGAUGCAGACGACUUACAUCAGAUCUGCAAGCGCUUCUGCCAUUUCUGCUUCAGUGAGCAGGUCACCGCGGCGAAGCUGGACGUCUUUGUGGACGGCACCGAAGCGCAGCAUGUCUACGUGUCCCGGACUGGAGAUUCCAUUUACUGGAGCAUCCUGCUGGAUCGCAAUCGGCAAGAGCUGCGGGGCACCCAUUGGCUGUGCGAGCUGGCGCUGUGGGCGAAGUGGCAUCACCGGGGGCAGCUUGUUGCCAACACCACCACCCGUUUUGUCACCAUCGACCCCAAAAGCUUCGCCACCAUUGCGGCCAGCGAGGGAGGCCCCAUUUUCGCCUACCUGCGCACGCUUGGGCUGCUGCUCAUCGGCCAGGCAGAGGUUACCGAGGAGCAGUCCGAGGAUGGGGUCACCGACCUGACUUUGGGAGAUGAGCUGGUGCGGAAUCUGGCGAGCAGGGCCUCCGGCUUCGCGCAGUUCACGGAGCCUAGCCAGCGGGGCAAGUCCAUCAGGCUGUCGCACCUCGGCUCGCUGGCGGGCCUGCGAAGGAGCAGCAGCGACUACAGCAGCCAGUCAUGGAUUUGA
Molecule: messenger RNA, 1800 nt
Organism: Effrenium voratum
Lineage: Eukaryota; Dinophyceae; Suessiales; Symbiodiniaceae
Source: the annotation of a GenBank genome assembly